Camelus dromedarius (Arabian camel) is the source of this 599-nucleotide messenger RNA. RefSeq names its product C-C motif chemokine ligand 20 (gene CCL20). Gene Ontology annotation, cellular component: extracellular region. Bases 49 to 339 code for a protein of 96 amino acids. The record is from RefSeq and is a predicted model, not a curated record. NCBI's taxonomy places the organism in Eukaryota, Metazoa, Chordata, Mammalia, Artiodactyla, Camelidae. Gene Ontology annotation, biological process: immune response. Gene Ontology annotation, molecular function: chemokine activity. The transcript is spliced from 4 exons.
CAGAGCACUGGGUACCCAGCACUGAGCACACCAUUCUUUGAGCUGAAAAUGAUGUGCAGUACCAAGAGUUUGCUCCUGGCUGCUUUGAUGUCAGUGCUGCUACUCCACCUCUGCAGCAAGUCAGAAGCAAGCAGCUUUGACUGCUGCCUCCAAUAUACAGAACGAAUCCUUCACCCCAGAUUUAUCGUGGGCUUCACACAGCAGCUGGCCAAUGAGGCUUGUGACAUCAACGCAAUCAUCUUUCACACAAGGAAAAGAUUAGCCGUGUGUGCGGAUCCAAAGAAGAACUGGGUGAAACAAGCUGUUCGUAUCCUCAGUCAAAGAGUCAAGAAGAUGUAAAAACAGAUGCUCCCUGGAACGGAAUUGGACACAGCCCAAGAGCAAAAAGAACCCAGCCGGAGCUGGUUCCACUUGCACGUCGCUGAGGGUUCAGAGCUUAUCUAGUUUGCACGUCUUUGGACUUGUCCAAUUAGUGAAGUUGAUUCAUAUUGCAUCAUAGUUUGCUUUGUUAAGCAUCACCUUACACUCUAUUUUAUGUUAUGUUAUUUAUGUAUGUGGGUUUUUUGUGUUUUGCUAUUUAAUACUGGUUUUCCAUAAGC